AUGUCCUCUGACUCUGGAGACGUAACUCCGGUUGCAUCAAGUCAAUCUUCUGGUUCACGCAGACCCGUCUAUAGGGUUGAAUCAACUGGUAACUUUUGGCAAGAUGCGCGAGAAGCUUUCAAGCGCAUAUCAAUAGCUGAUGACUUUCAACGUCUUGGUGAGAUGCCGUGUGCUCGAAACAGUCUUAUGAGUGGUAUCGCCAGUGGUGUUGGAGUAGGAGUCAUCCGUAUCAUGAGUGCUGGGAUUCUCGUCGGAUCACAUUGGGCAGUGGGGACUUUCAUGCUUGUUUCCUUGGGCACGUGGACUGUCUGCCAGAGGAAUAUCGAAGUAGAGCGACGUAAGUUCCAAAAAGUGGUCGAAGAAAUGCCGAAACGCUUUAUCAAGCAGAAAGACAAGGCGGCAGACGAAAGCGAGGCGAGCUGA
Suillus clintonianus is the source of this 423-nucleotide messenger RNA. RefSeq lists its product as uncharacterized. The record is from RefSeq and is a predicted model, not a curated record. Bases 1 to 423 code for a protein of 140 amino acids. The transcript is spliced from 4 exons. Gene Ontology annotation, cellular component: mitochondrial inner membrane; mitochondrion. NCBI's taxonomy places the organism in Eukaryota, Fungi, Basidiomycota, Agaricomycetes, Boletales, Suillaceae. Gene Ontology annotation, biological process: mitochondrial respiratory chain complex IV assembly.